Spirodela intermedia is the source of this 2193-nucleotide messenger RNA. Lineage: Eukaryota; Viridiplantae; Streptophyta; Magnoliopsida; Alismatales; Araceae. The record is from the annotation of a GenBank genome assembly.
AUGGAGGCCGCCUUCGCCCUCCUCAUUUCGCUCCUCCUCCUCUGUUCCCGGGCCUCACCUCCAGUUGCUGCCGAGCCGCUGCUCGACAGAGUCGCUCUGCUCGACUUCAUCAACAACAUCCGCCAUAGCCGACCUCUCAACUGGAAUCCUUUUACCCCCGUCUGCAACAACUGGAUCGGCGUCUCCUGCAACGACGACGAGACUCGUGUCAUCUCCCUCCGCCUGCCGGCAGUGGGGCUCAUCGGACCGAUCCCCCCUAACACCCUUAGCAGGCUGACGGCCCUUCAGAAGCUCAGUCUCAGAUCCAAUAACAUCUCCGGUUCCUUCCCCGCUGACUUCGCUCAGCUCGCUUCCCUUACCGAUCUUCACCUCCAUUCCAACCGCCUGUCUGGUCCUCUCCCGUCGAAUUUCUCUGUGUGGAGCAAUCUCACGGCCGUGAACCUCUCUGCGAACUUGUUUAAUGGCAGCAUCCCGUCUUCCAUCUCCAACAACACGAAGCUCACCGUCCUCAAGCUCUCCAACAACUCGCUCUCCGGGGAAAUUCCCGACCUCCAGCUGCCCAACCUCAAAUUGCUGGACCUGUCCUUCAAUCGUCUGGAGGGGACGAUUCCACAGUCCCUGCAGAGAUUCCCCAUGUCCUCCUUCCUCGGCAACUCCCUACAAGUUUUUCCAACUUCUCCUUCCCCUUCGCCGCUCUCUCCUCUGCCCUUGGCUCCUUCCAUCCGGCCAGUGCCCCGUCCCAACAAGCUGGGGAUAUAUCUGAGUGAGACCGUGAUCCUCGGAAUCAUCGCGGGGAGUUGUGCCCUGGUAUUCGUGAUGUUUGGGCUCUUCCUGUUCGUCUUCUGCUCCAGAAAGGAGCAGAGCUCGGCCUCUGGGAAACCCUCGGGAGGGGACAGAUCUCCCGAGAAGGCGGUCGCCAUUAAAGAGGACGAGAAGAAUCGCAUCAUCUUCUUCGGGGGUAGCAGCCUCGCGUUUGAUCUCGAGGAUCUCCUCAGGGCCUCCGCAGAGGUGCUGGGGAAGGGGACCUUCGGGACUGCGUACAAGGCGAACCUGGAGGACUCCACGACGGUGGUUGUGAAGAGGCUGAAGGAAGUCGGAGUGGGGAAGAAGGAGUUUGAGCAGCAGAUGGAGCUGGUGGGGACGAUCAAACAUGAGAACGUCGCAGAGCUGAAGGCGUAUUACUACUCCAAGGACGAAAAGCUGAUCAUAUACGACUAUCUCUCCUCGGGCAGUCUCUCUUCAAUGCUUCACGGUAUCAUUCCUCCCACCUUUCCGCCCCGAGAUAAAAGGCAUGGGCAUUAUUAUCUUCUGGGAGGGGGUUGCAUCGAAUUGUCUGCAUCAAAACCUUGCAACCCUCCUCAGAGAACUUGCUGAUGAAUGAUUAUUGCGGCGAUUUCAUCACCAGGUCACUCCAAGUUUCUCUUUAGCAGCUCUGCAGACAGCGAGAAGCCGCAGAUCUCUCUAUUUCACGCAUGGUUUGUGAUCAAAGACCACGGAUCCAUCCAUUAAAGAAAACCUUGAUGUGCAGGGAAAAGGGGAGAGGAGAGAAGCCCGCCGGACUGGGAAACGAGGCUUCGGGCUGCGCUGGGAGCUGCGAGGGGCCUGGCCCACGUCCACACGCAGAACGGGGGGAAGUUCGUCCACGGCAACGUCAAGUCCUCCAACGUGUUCCUCAACCGCCGCCAGGACGGCUGCGUCGGUGACGUAGGGCUCGCCGCCGUGAUGAACUCCGCCGUGCCUUCCACGUCACGGACAGCUGGGUACAAGGCUCCCGAGGUGUUCGACAUCCGCAAGGCCACACAGGCGUCCGACGUGUACAGCUUCGGCGUGCUGCUGCUGGAGCUCCUCACCGGCAAGUCUCCGGUCUACGCCGGCGGCGGUGAGGAGGUCGUCCACCUGGUCCGGUGGGUUCACUCCGUCGUGCGGGAGGAGUGGACGGCGGAGGUGUUCGACGUGGAGCUGAUAAAGUACCCCAACAUCGAGGAGGAGAUGGUGGAGCUGCUGCAGGUGGCCAUGGCCUGCGUCGCAAGGUCGCCGGAGAAGCGGCCCAAGAUGCCGGAGGUCGUCAAGAUGAUCGAGGGCGUCCGGCAGGUUGAACCCGGUAGGCGGCGGCCCUCCACCGAUGGCGACUCCGAGGGCUCCAGCGCCGCCACCCCGACGGCACCUUCUCUCGAAACCCGCCACCGGAAGUGA